AUGGCAGAGGCUGAGAAAAUCUACUUGGACCAGGAUAGAAGGCAAGCUUUUUCUAAGGAUUUGGCUAUUGCUAUGCAUAAGAAAACGGAGGAGUGGUUACGUGUGCUAAGACUGACUAGCACAAUUCAGGGUGGUUCUAGCGAUAAAGGAAAAACAGAAGCAUUACUCAAAGUGGCUGACUAUCACCGGGACAGGCAACGAUGGAAAGAAGCUGCUGAUCAUUAUGCGCUCGCGAAAAAGCUUGAAGAACUUGUAGUUUGUUACAUUCAUUUAGAUGAUUUCGCUAGCCUUGAAAAUCUUGCCCGUCAGUUGCCAGACAAUCAUCCUCUUCUCGCGACAAUCGCUGAGCUCUUUGCUUCAUCAGGACUAUGUGAGCAAGCUGUACAAUGUUUUCUUCGAUGUGAUCAAGUUUCAAAUGCGCUUCAAACUUGCAUACAGCUCAAUAAUUGGGACAAGGCAGUUUCGCUUUCUCGAACUCACAGUCUUGAAGAUGUGAACGUGUUGAUGGGAAAAUAUGUGGAAGAACUGAAUGAGAGCAGUGAACGAUCUUUGGCAGCGGUCCAGCUCUACAGAAGAGCGCAUAAAUAUUUGGAUGGAGCACGGAUUGUUUACAGGAUGGCAGAAGACGAGCGCAAGAAAGCAGCUCCUUGUCUUCGUCUCAAAAAGAUGUACAUCUUGGCUGCGCUUCUGAUUGAAGAAUACCAUCAAAACUACAAAGAGCGACUAUCUAAGGAACAAGGAGAGGAAGGAUCGAAGGUAGCAGCACAAAAAUAA
Messenger RNA from Cylicostephanus goldi, 774 nucleotides. The record is from the annotation of a GenBank genome assembly. Lineage: Eukaryota; Metazoa; Nematoda; Chromadorea; Rhabditida; Strongylidae.